This is a messenger RNA of Aplysia californica (California sea hare), 795 nucleotides long. Its product is annotated as rho guanine nucleotide exchange factor 12. Gene Ontology annotation, biological process: G protein-coupled receptor signaling pathway. Gene Ontology annotation, cellular component: cytoplasm. NCBI's taxonomy places the organism in Eukaryota, Metazoa, Mollusca, Gastropoda, Aplysiida, Aplysiidae. Gene Ontology annotation, molecular function: G protein-coupled receptor binding; guanyl-nucleotide exchange factor activity. The record is from RefSeq and is a predicted model, not a curated record.
GCUGCGUCCGUGCCGGCGGGCGGGAGUGAGAUAGGAGGCAGCAGUAUGUCCGACUCCCCGCACACCAGCCCCAGCGUCUCCCCGACACCCAACGGUCAAGAUAUGGAGGUCAACGACCCCGGCCCCUUCGCAGACAUCAGCCUCCUGGAGUCCAAGCCCGCCCACAUGGCCAUCUUGUUGAAUUACCUCAUCUCCAACAGUGACCCCUCCCCUGUGCUAUUCCACAUUAUCUCGGACGCCUUCAGUCGGAACAGCGGCAGCGCUAAGGAACUCCGGAAGUGGGCUUAUGAGAUAUAUUCCACUUUCAUCGCUCAGACCGCUCCUCUCAGCGUGGGCGUGGAAGACAAUGUGAUCAGCCAAAUUGACAGCAUUCUAAUGACCAGUGCCAACCGCACCGACAGCGAGAGCAUCCUGCGCACCAUGUUCCAGUCGGCGCGGCAGUCCACGCAGAACGAGAUCAGCGAACAGCUGGCAGACUUCCGCAACAAGAACGAACUAGACUGGAGGACAACAACCGCACGGUGUCGGACCGCGACCAGGCCACGGGCUGGGCCCUUGCAUCAUUCCUGCGACCCUGGGUGGGCUCCAAGUCCUCCCACUCGGCCACGCUCGAUCGCGUGCAGACGUUUAUGAUGAAAGACAAGCGAAGCAUCAAGUUCCCCGGCUCACGCUCUAGUAGGGCAAAGGCAAUCAAGGGCCACCAGUUCACCCUCCAACAUUUCUACGUAUCGACGUUUUGCAACUUCUGCGGCCAUCUCAUCUGGGGCGUGGGCUACCAGGGAUACCAGUGCCAGA